Protomyces lactucae-debilis is the source of this 2101-nucleotide messenger RNA. Its product is annotated as Alpha/Beta hydrolase protein. NCBI's taxonomy places the organism in Eukaryota, Fungi, Ascomycota, Taphrinomycetes, Taphrinales, Protomycetaceae. The transcript has 2 exons. Gene Ontology annotation, molecular function: triacylglycerol lipase activity; sterol ester esterase activity. Gene Ontology annotation, biological process: triglyceride catabolic process. Gene Ontology annotation, cellular component: cytosol. Bases 61 to 2049 code for a protein of 662 amino acids. The record is from RefSeq and is a predicted model, not a curated record.
CUACUACUUCUACCACCAGCACAUCCAUUCACUGGAACAUCAGCCAGAACAGAGGGAAGCAUGCUGGACCACCUCCUAGGCAGACCCAGCACAUCCUGGCGCAAGACACAAGUCCUGGGCACAUCCCUCUUCUGGCUCAUCUACGCCAACCGCUCAAACCCAAAUGGACCACCCAUGAUCCGCGCACUCAGCGCAAGACUCCAACGCGCCCUCACGCCCUGGCAACUCCUCCUCAUCAUCCUCAACCUCAGCUACGUUGUACGUCACCUCGACGCAAUUGUAGGUCUAGCAGCACCGGAACCCCUGGCGCACAUGUACUCUGCCAGUUUCUUUCGCGCUACAUGGCUCUUGACUGCGCUGGAUGCUGGGUUUUGGACAGCCAUGCCAUUACGACCUGCUUGGCUGCGUCACCUAUUUUCACUCUUGUUUUCACUCUACUACCUCUUGUUUGCACAAAAAGCAGAUGAAAAAGUGCGCAAGAUUAAAGCAACCAUCACUACGGAGCAAUUGCGCGUGUCGUGGGAAAAGAAUAGUACGCCCAUUCUAGGAACAGUCUUGAAACUGUUACGUCCACGUAUCAAGAUUGUGCGAAAAUUGGAGAUUCCUCGCGCUCACGGCGCACCUGUUAAGGCAUGGCUCUACUUUGACGGCACAGAGGAAGCCUUGUGCCUUCAAGAAAAAGUCGUCAUUUCCUUUCCUGGUGGUGGGUUUGUGAGUAUGUCUCCUCGAGAACACGAUGAUGCACACAUGUCGUGGGCCAAAAAGUUGCAGGUACCCCUGAUUUCUAUUGACUACAGCAAAGCGCCUGAAAAGCGAUACCCAUACGCCAUUCAUGAAUGUUUGGAUGCAUACAAGGCGAUUAUGUGUACGAAAGGUGCCGGAUUGGGUAUUGGCAUGUCGCGUGUUCGGAAAUGUGCAUUGGUGGGUGAUUCUGCUGGUGGCAACUAUGUCUCUGCCGUCACAAUCUUGAUUCUGGAACAUAAUGCGCAUGCGGCGCACAGAGAUAAGAUUCCAGUGCCGGAUGGAUUGGUCCUCAUCUACCCAUUCCUUGACUUUAACAUUACAAGUUGGAUGACGGCGGAUCAUUUGCGAUUAUUGAGACAGGAAUCUCAUGGAGAACUCGGUGCCAUGGCCUCAAAACGACAGCACGAACGUCGUAAGAGUGUCCUCCAAGUCUUCCCGGACGAACGCGUGCAAGACGCCGGGAAAUCUUCCAAUGGCGCUAAACUCGUCAUGACUUCACGCGUGUCGUUUUUCCAAGAUCGCAUUAUUUCAGCAGAUAUGAUGCGUGCUAUGGCUUUGCUGUAUGUCGGGCCGGACAAUAAGCCAGACUUUGAGACAGACUAUCUUCUCUCACCCAUUCGCGCACCGACCGAUAUUCUCGCAAAGUUCCCAAAGACCUUCUUUUUAUGUGGCGAGGUUGAUCCAUUUGCAGAUGACACAAUCAUCAUGGCAGGUCGUAUUCGAGAAGCCAAAAGAGCCGCUGCGCAACGUCGUCGUGAUAUCUCCAUGUCCUCUGCCACAGCAAACGUCGAUGAACGACAAUACGUUGAAAUGACACUCGUCCGUGGUAUUUCCCAUGGAUUCCUUCAGAUGCGUGCUAUUCUACCGGAAGCUCGAAAUUCCAUUGCUCGGUGUCGUUCGUGGAUGGAGGAAAUUUUGGAGGAUGAUGUUGCCCUUCAACUCUCGAAACGUAUCCGACGAUCUCGUUCAACAGAUCAGAAGAUUAUGUUCACCACGGGUGCCGACCCAGAUGAAGAGGGUGGGAGUGCGAGUGAGCCUGCAUCGCCUGCAUUUGCAGCCUUACAGAUGGAUGCAGGACAAGUUGGAAGUCGACCGAGUAGUAGUAGCAGUAUGUCGAUGCCUGUCAUGACACCUGCUCAGCCUCGUCGGACUGAGAAGCGUGGAGGAGGUGGUGUUCUUGCAGGGGAAGCUGGGAAGGGUGCACAUCGGCCCUGGGAGACGAAGCAUCUAUUGGACCAGGAUGAAUUGUUGGCGAAUCGUCGUGAUCAAAUCACGCGCGGGAUUGCAGGGAGUAUGAGGAGCUGAAGUCUAGCAGCAGCAGUAGCAGUAGCAAGUCCAUCUAUUUCAACUAUUUGGC